GAUGGCUGCCUCCGUCUCAUUACCAGCGUGAGGUCGGCCGGGACUAUCUCUUUUGUAAUGCUCUUGAAGGCCACGCCGGGUCCUCGUUGUCUGGCUCGUUUGAUGUGUAGUUGAGAGUGAGAGACUAGCGCAAUGACAGGGGGCCUCUCUUGGGCAAGUAGGAGCCUGUUUGGCUGGGUGCCCUUGGCCUGCAGAAGUUUCUCUCUGGGUGUUCCGGGAUUGUCCCGUGUAAGGCUUACCCUUCCUCCCCCCAAAGUGGUCGAUCGUUGGAAUGAGAAAAGGGCUAUGUUCGGAGUAUAUGACAACAUUGGAAUCCUGGGAAACUUUGAAAAGCACCCCAAAGAACUGAUCAAAGGCCCGGUAUGGCUUCGAGGCUGGAAAGGGAAUGAAUUGCAGCGUUGUAUCCGAAAGAAGAAGAUGGUUGGAAAUAGGAUGUUCCUUGAUGACCUGCACAACCUUAACAAACGUAUCAGCUAUCUCUACAAACAUUUUAACCGACAUGGGAAGUACCGGUAGAGAAGAAAACUGGAAACUGGAAGAAGCACAUUUAUCACCCUGGAGAAGGGGAACAGGACUUUUCCCUAUGAGGAAAUAAUAAUAAAAUGGGGCUUCCUUGGAAUCUGAUAUUCAAAUAACUAUUUUCCUCUAAGCGCUGUUUCUACUCAUUCCUGUAAACUAUAAAGCCUGUCUUGUCUCUAAGUAUUAGGGUCUUAGAUUUGGACUUCACCACUUGUCCUUUAUAGUGUAACUAUAUGGCUUUUUUAAAAAACAAAAGUUGGUGACAACAGUUUAUUGUUGCCACUUUUUGACACCCUGGGAUCAAAUCCAGGAAUUUGCAUGAGCUAGGCAAGUGCUCUAUCAUGAUUUUUUAAUUGUCCCUUAGUCUUGGUAUGUUUGUAUUAAAAGGCUUUUGUGUUUUGUUUUGUUUUCAGUACUGGGCAUUUAAGUGUUUCUAAAGAUCCUUCUAUACUGAAAUGAAAUGUAAUAGAAAUGAAAUGAAA
Castor canadensis (American beaver) is the source of this 1001-nucleotide messenger RNA. RefSeq names its product mitochondrial ribosomal protein L51 (gene Mrpl51). Gene Ontology annotation, molecular function: structural constituent of ribosome. NCBI's taxonomy places the organism in Eukaryota, Metazoa, Chordata, Mammalia, Rodentia, Castoridae. The record is from RefSeq and is a predicted model, not a curated record. Gene Ontology annotation, biological process: translation. Gene Ontology annotation, cellular component: mitochondrial large ribosomal subunit.